Messenger RNA from Mucor velutinosus, 1305 nucleotides. RefSeq lists its product as uncharacterized. The transcript is spliced from 4 exons. Gene Ontology annotation, biological process: transmembrane transport. NCBI's taxonomy places the organism in Eukaryota, Fungi, Mucoromycota, Mucoromycetes, Mucorales, Mucoraceae. Gene Ontology annotation, cellular component: membrane. The record is from RefSeq and is a predicted model, not a curated record. The coding region runs from base 1 to 1305 and encodes 434 amino acids. Gene Ontology annotation, molecular function: transmembrane transporter activity.
AUGGCAGAUUCAUCGUCGUCCAAUCCAGCAUUCUCAAAUGAAGAACAUCAACCUUUAUUGCAAAAUAAACAAACAACAAAGCAAGAGAGUUUAAACGAUUUAAAGCCGCAUGUGAAACCACUGGCAGCUGCGUUUUUCAUCAGUAUUGUGGCAGGAUUGAAUGAUGGCAGCAUUGGCACAAUCAUUCCUCGACUCAAGGACUACUAUGACAUCUCCAACGAAACCAUCUCACUCUUGUUCCUGUGCUCUGCAUUGGGCUUCUUUAUCAGUGCUGGUUUGAAUGGUUACAUUGUGCACAAGAUUGGUCAAUUGAACACGCUCUUCUUUGGCUCGUCGCUCAUGUUGGUCUCCUUCAUAGUCUUGUCGAUGGGAUUCCCCUUCCCAGUCAUGGCCUGCACGAUGCCAUUUGUAGGCGCUGGUAUGGCUGUGCUGGAUGCUGGUAUGAAUGUCUAUACUGCAAAUGUACCCCUUGCAACCUUAAUGUUGAAUGUAUUGCAUGCCUUGUAUGGUGUAGGUGCAAUGAUUUCCCCGCUAGUUGCCUCCUUCCUGUUGAAGCAUGACAUCAGUUGGAAGGGCAUGUAUAUCUUCUUGACCUCUGUGGCUGCCCUCAACAUCGCCAUGAUCUCUUUUGGCUUCUGGAAAGUGGAUUUCGAAGAGGUGCACGAUGAAUCAGACGAGGACCAACAGCAAGAUAAUGUCAAGGUGAACCACAAGGAAUUGACCAAAAUGGCUAUUUUCAACAAGGUGACCAUGGUCAGUGCAGCCUAUAUUUUAGUGUAUGUUGGUGUGGAGGUCACUCUAGGUGGCUGGGGUUAUACCUGGUUGAAGGAAGGCAGACAUGGUGAUAGCAUUGCCAUGGCCAAUGUCGUUUCUGGCUAUUGGGCUGGUUUGGCCAGUGGUCGUAUUUUGCUGGGUUACUUGUCUAGUAGAUUUGGUGAAAAGCUGAUGAUUGCAUUAUUCACUAUGAUGAUUAUUGCUGGCUUGGUGAUCAUGAUGGUAUCCACCAAUGUUGUUCUUGAUUCUACCGCAUUUAUCGCCAUGGGCUUAUUAUUGGGUCCCAUGUUUCCUACUACCAUUUCAUUAGCCUCCAAAGCACUUCCUAGAAGCUAUCAUGCAACAUCCAUCGGCUUCGUCGCUGCUUUGGGUGCUGGCGGUGCUGCUCUAUUCCCUUUCUUGACUGGCCAAGUUGCAGGCAAAUUUGGCAUUCUCAUCAUGCCUGCUGCUUGUAUUGUCAUGUCCGCUGUCAUGCUUGUACUUUGGUGCUUUAUUCCAUCUGAUAGACCUCUCUUUGGUGCAUGUCGUUAG